Messenger RNA from Gryllus bimaculatus (two-spotted cricket), 293 nucleotides. NCBI's taxonomy places the organism in Eukaryota, Metazoa, Arthropoda, Insecta, Orthoptera, Gryllidae. The record is from the annotation of a GenBank genome assembly.
AGUCAAUGAAUUAGAGAAGUGAAGAGAUUUACUGCUGUUUGAAGUCUGAAGCGUUCGAGAAGAUGCUGGGUGCAUAACUGUAAAAAUGCGAAAGCGAUUUAGAAAUUAAACACGUUUAUUUGGGUUCCCAAGAAACGUGAAAAAAAACUAAUGCCAGUGAAUGGUUCACUACAGCAAGUGUGACUGCUACAUUUGCUGCCUAUAUUCAUGAUCCCUUGUUUGCAAAAACCGAAGUGACAUCCAUUAUAGCAAUGGGUGUAAUUAGUAAGAAUUUUUUAAUAGAAUAUAUGUAG